This is a messenger RNA of Aureobasidium musti, 780 nucleotides long. Lineage: Eukaryota; Fungi; Ascomycota; Dothideomycetes; Dothideales; Saccotheciaceae. The record is from the annotation of a GenBank genome assembly.
AUGAAUCAUCAGAAGGAUGAACCAAGACAACCUUUGGAAGACAACCUGAACUGCUUGGAUCUCAUCUCGGGUCUUCGCAAGCAAGACAGAGGUGGACAGUUGGUCGACAACAAGAAAAAGACAUCCUACGGUAUCGACUCACCCCUCGGUCUCAUUUCUUCUUUCGUGUUUGCGCCAGUCUAUCUGUAUGCGACAGUCAAAGGCAAGCACGCCUUUUGGGACCAAGCCCUCACAUCCUUGCCUGACAGCGCUUUCUACGGUCCCAGUCUGGAUAUGGGAUGCGGUAGAGGUCUUGUGCUUGUCAAAACAGCUACAAGAAAGCGACAACUGUUGGGCGGUGGACCGGCAACUGUCCAAGCUAGAAACUCUCUGAGUUAUGGUAUCGAUAUUUUCGACUCGGGUGAUCAGACAGGCAACAGUCCGGAAACACUUUACGCCAAUAUCAAAGCCAUGGGUCUCUUAGAUGAUGUGGUCGCUCAUGCUGCAAGCUUCACGGAUCCUCUGCCUUUCGCUGAAAACCACUUCUCUCUCGUAACAGCGAGUCUAUCUCUGCACAACGUUCCAUCGUCGGACAGAAAAGCUGCGAUUCGAGAGGCUUGUAGAGUCUGUAAGCCUGGGGGAGCGAUCAUCAUUCUGGAUCUGCUUGGCUACGUGGCAGAAUAUGAAGCUGAGAUGAAAAAACAGGGCUGGACAAGAGUUGAGAGAAGAUUUGCUGGUCUGGGUGUAGUCUUUGGCUCCUGGCCAACACAAGUACUACACGCCAUCAAACCUACCAUAUAG